Molecule: messenger RNA, 737 nt
Organism: Protomyces lactucae-debilis
Lineage: Eukaryota; Fungi; Ascomycota; Taphrinomycetes; Taphrinales; Protomycetaceae
Product: emp24/gp25L/p24 family/GOLD-domain-containing protein
Exons: 2
Coding region: 55-690 (211 amino acids)
Biological process (GO): endoplasmic reticulum to Golgi vesicle-mediated transport; Golgi organization; intracellular protein transport
Cellular component (GO): COPII-coated ER to Golgi transport vesicle; endoplasmic reticulum-Golgi intermediate compartment; endoplasmic reticulum
Source: RefSeq, a predicted model, not a curated record
GACGCGAAAGAGACACAAAGACGACGUGGUCACCCUUCCUACAAGACACAAGCCAUGCGCUCCCUCCUCCUCUCCCUCUUGUCGCUGGUCUCACUCAGCACAGCACUCAAGUUUGACCUUGAAGCACAGCCAGCAGGCUACAACCGUCCGCGCUGCAUCAAAGACUAUGUCGGUGCAGAUACCAUGGUUGUGGUGACGGCUCAUCUCUCAGGCACACAAGGAGAUGGUCAAAAAGUGGACAUCACCAUCACUGACUUGCAUGGCAAUCAAUACAACAAACCCCGUAACGUCGCUGGUGAGAGUCGUUCAGCAUUCACUGUGCAUCAGGAUACACAUAUCCUUGUUUGCUUUUACAACGAAUUGCAGUCGAAUGGUCAACAGGGUGCAGUGAGGCAUGUGGAGUUGGAUGUGGAUAUUGGUGCUGAUGCCAUGGACUGGGCUGCCAUUCAAAAAGCAGAAAAGCUACAGCCCUUGGAGGGAGAUUUGCGAAGGGCAGAGGAGACACUCUCGCAUAUCGUGGGUGAGAUGGAGUACUUGAAGCAACGAGAGGCAAAGUUGCGGGACACGAAUGAAUCAACAAAUGAGCGCGUCAAGGGAUUCGCUGUGCUUGGUAUGGUGACUCUGCUGGCGAGUGGUGUCUGGCAAGUUUGGUAUCUGCGUUCCUUCUUCCAGCGCAAGAAGCUCAUUUGAAAGCGCUUAUAGGCAGCUAAUUGACUCUACAACUUGUGAAACUUUGG